Enterobius vermicularis (human pinworm) is the source of this 1449-nucleotide messenger RNA. The record is from the annotation of a GenBank genome assembly. Lineage: Eukaryota; Metazoa; Nematoda; Chromadorea; Rhabditida; Oxyuridae.
CUGUCUAUCUUUUUUUUAUCCUCUUUUUUUUUACAUAUAUAUAUUUAUUUAUUACUAAGUGAAAAAAUUUUUGAUACAAAUCUGUUAAAGAGAUAUAGCAAUCGGGAAACUUCUAAUGAUAUCUUUGAUCGCUAUGAAACGGAACUGAAAAAAAUUUUAAAAUUAACCGAUAACUUAGAAUGGGAUUUAUGGGGUGCACUUUACUAUGUUGGAACCGUUUAUACUACAAUUGGUUACGGCAACAUAUACCCACAUACUGUAUUAGGGAAAUUUUUCACAGUUAUCUAUGCAUUGGUUGGUAUUCCGUUAGUGCUGGCUAUUCUUAGUCAGUCUGGUCAAACGCUAUCUAGAUACCGUUUUGGAUCAACAAAAAGUAAAAACGUGAAGAACGUACUUAAACGGCGAUCAUUAUUCGAUACCGCACCUAGAAACCCGAGGACAAUUCCAAUUUGGGUUGCUUUAGUAAUAUGCUUCGCAUGGAUAUGCUCAUGUGCUGGGAUAUUUUGUAUAUGGGAAAAAAAUUGGACAUAUUAUGAUUCAUUAUACUUUUUUUUCGUUUCCUUAUCAACUAUCGGUCUCGGUGACGUAGUACCAGAACACCCACAUAUUCUUAUUGUUAUGUUUUUGUUAGUUAUUGCUGGACUGUCGUUAGUUUCAAUGUUACUUAGCAUAUUGCAAAUUAAAAUUGAAGAAUUCCUACUCCGGCUUGCUCUCAAACUGCGGGUAUUGUUUAUCUUAUAUAUUUCGAAUACUGCAAGAACUUUUUUUAAAUUAUAUUUUGAGUGUUCACCGACAAAAAUACAAUUUUUUUGUACUACCUGUCAAGGUCCGAAGUUACUGAGAUCAACAGCUGUAGGAGGUGGUAGUAUCAGAAAACCAAAAAUAACACUUGUGGAUGAAAGCCAGCAGUUUGAUGCUCAAGAUGCAGUAGAUCAUUCUGUUCAGACUGACAUUGCGCAGUUUGAGCUCGAUGAAAUUAAAUUAAAACUUCUUAAUUUGCAGCAGUAUUUGAGAAUAAUUAGAAGAUUUUUAUCUAAUAUUAAUGAUAAACUAGUUCAGGAUUUGAUUGUUCAAACUGAUGACUCUUAUCUCAAAAUAGCCCGCCGGUUGGAAGAAAUUCGUUCGAUAAAAACUGCUGGCUUACCUGUUUAUGCAGCAGAUCCAAAAUUAGUUUCCACUUCUGUUAAUUUCGAUGAGGUACUGAAUUUAAAGACUUUUUUUAGAAUGAUGAACAAGAGUCUACCGGUUAAAAAUCGGGUUCCUAAAAAAAGAAGGGAAGCAAACAGUUCGGUUGUGGAGAACAAAGAAAAUGGUCGAACACGUGAAGUCCGAAAUGCUUCAAACAGACAACAAAACUUAUUUUUAUCCACGUCUCCCAAUUCUAAUCCUAAUGUAAGUCUAUAUUUUAUAUCUUUUUUAACAAAGUAUGUAAAAUACAGCACUUAUUAA